This is a messenger RNA of Corylus avellana, 1470 nucleotides long. Lineage: Eukaryota; Viridiplantae; Streptophyta; Magnoliopsida; Fagales; Betulaceae. The record is from RefSeq and is a predicted model, not a curated record.
CUUGGAAUACCAACAGACGCUCAACUAUCCUUCAGAAACCCCCAAUUCCAUUUCCACUUCCCCAAAAGCUGCUGUUGAUGGCCAAGGAAUUGCCUGAAGAUUUGGUGACAGAGAUUUUGCUGUGUCUUCCGGUCGCCUCUGUAUUGCGAUGCAAAUGCGUCUGCAAAUCCUGGUACGCUCUCAUUACUCAUCAAAAAUUCGUAGCAAAACACAUCCUACACAACAAGAAGAACAGCAACACCCUCCUCCUCGUUAAAAUGCGCGAUGAAAUCACCAAAAAUGAUGUUGUAUCGACGCUUUCUUAUGAAACGCUCCAAGUAUUACAUUCACAACCUCUACCUCCCCCGUUUAUUGUCUUGGGUUCUUGCAAUGGUCUUGUUUGUCUCCACGAUGACUAUGCAUUGCGUGUUGUUUUAUGGAACCCUGCAACUAAAGAAACAAAGGUUGUACCCAAAUCAAACCUACCCCACUUCAUCUCCGCUUUCCAUAAACUCGGCGUUGAUGGUAUCGGAUUUGGUUUCGAUGCGAAAACUAAUGACUACAAGAUAAUCAAUCUUCUUACUAUCUAUGAAUCUCACUCAAGGGGAAAGAUGGCCCAAAGUGAGGUAUAUAGCUUAAAUGCCGAUUCUUGGAGAAAAGUUGAUCCUCCCCCGUUUUCUAUAUCUCCUGUUUAUAGCUCUGUUAGAGGUAUGAAUACAUACACCAAUGGGAUGGCUUCUUUGGAGGCAUAUGGUGAUAAUAGGGGGAAUCUUUUGUCAUUUGACAUGAGCAACGAGGUAUUCCUAAAAACACCGAAGCCAGAUGAUGUUUUCUUGGAUGAAUUUUCAGAUUGGACAGAUAUUUUCGUGUUGAAUGAAUCGAUCGCUCUCGUAGUUCUCGUCUGGGAUAAAGGAAUGUCGGAGAUUUGCUAUGAUAUAUGGUUGUUACUUGAAGUUGAUGUUAAGGACUCAUGGACUAAGCUUUUCAGUAUUGGACCGUUUACAGAUUUUAAACAACCCCGACCUUUAGGAUUUUGGAAGAAUGACGCAGUGCUCUUUGAAAAUCUUGACGGACAAAUGGUCUUGUAUGACCCCUCAACCAAAGAAAUGACUAAUCUCCCAAUUCAUGGAGAAACAUACUCGUUGCAAUUGGUUACUUACAUGGAGACCCUAGUUUCUGUUAAUGGGAGGAAAUGAAUUUGAAAAGCAGAACAGUUGUUGACAAUGCUUGAGGGCUAUCUUUCUAUAUCUGCUCCAAGCGUGUUUCAAGCCGCAUAUGUGUUGUGAUAAUAUUUUCUGCUUAUGAUUGUCAAAUGAUGUCUUUCCCAAAAAUUUAUACUCUUUUGGAGCAAUAGUGAGAGAAUUUUGAGAUUAAAGGAGUACAAGGGUUCUGCAGAUGAUAUUUCUUUUACAUUUCAUGUGGAAUUUUGUUUUCAUUCUUCGAUAUGUUUAGUAUUUCUUAUGCUUAUCUUUUGAUAUUUCCUUCCUUCUA